Molecule: messenger RNA, 2121 nt
Organism: Knipowitschia caucasica
Lineage: Eukaryota; Metazoa; Chordata; Actinopteri; Gobiiformes; Gobiidae
Source: the annotation of a GenBank genome assembly
AUGGCAGAGUUUUUGUUUGAACACCUCUCGAAGCAGACUUUACGUACAGGCCUCGAGCGGCUGAAGGAAGGAGCUGCAGACACCUUUGCAGACACCUUUGCAGACACCUUUGCAAACACCUAUGCAGACACCUUUGCAGACACCUAUGCAGACACCUAUGCAGACACCUUUGCAGACACCUUUGCAGACACCUAUGCAGACACCUAUGCAGACACCUAUGCAGACACCUAUGCAGACACCUAUGCAGACACCUAUGCAGACACCUUUGCAGACACCUAUACAGACGCCUAUGCAGACACCUAUGCAGACACCUUUGCAGACACCUAUGCAGACACCUUUGCAGACACCUAUGCAGACACCUAUGCAGACACCUAUGCAGACACCUUUGCAGACACCUUUGCAGACACCUAUGCAGACACCUUUGCAGACACCUAUGCAGACACCUUUGCAGACACCUUUGCAGACACCUUUGCAGACACCUUUGCAGACAUCUAUUCAGACACCUAUGCAGACACCUAUGCAGACACCUACACCUAUGCAGACACCUUUGCAGACACCUAUGCAGACACCUAUGCAGACACCUUUGCAGACACCUUUGCAGACACCUAUGCAGACACCUAUGCAGACACCUUUGUAGACACCUAUGCAGACACCUAUGCAGACACCUAUGCAGACACAACCUAUGCUGACAUCUAUGCAGACAUCUUUGAAGACACCUUUGCAGACACCUUUGCAGACAUCUAUGCAGACACCUAUGCAGACACCUAUGCAGACACCUUUGUAGACACCUAUGCAGACACCUAUGCAGACACAACCUAUGCUGACAUCUAUGCAGACAUCUUUGAAGACACCUUUGCAGACACCUAUGCAGACACCUAUGCAGACACCUAUGCAGACACAACCUAUGCUGACAUCUAUGCAGACAUCUUUGAAGACACCUUUGCAGACACCUUUGCAGACACCUUUGCAGACAUCUAUGCAGACACCUUUGCAGACAUCUAUGCAGACAUCUAUGCAGACACCUAUGCAGACAUCUUUGCAGACACAACCUAUGCAGACACCUAUGCAGACACCUUUGCAGACACCUAUGCAGACACAACCUAUGCAGACACAACCUAUGCAGACACCUUUGCCGACACCUUUGCAGACACCUAUGCAGACACCUAUGCAGACACCUUUGCAGACACCUUUGCAGACACAACCUAUGCAGACACCUAUGCAGACACAACCUAUGCAGACACCUAUGCAGACACAACCUAUGCAGACACCUAUGCAGACACAAUCUAUGCAGACACCUAUGCAGACACCUAUGCAGACACCUUUGCAGACACCUAUGCAGACACCUAUGCAGACACCUAUGCAGACACCUAUGCAGACACCUUUGCAGACACCUAUGCAGACACCUAUGCAGAUACCUAUGCAGACACCUAUGCAGACACAACCUAUGCUGACAUCUAUGCAGACAUCUUUGAAGACACCUUUGCAGACACCUUUGCAGACACCUAUGCAGACACCUUUGCAGACACCUAUGCAGACACCUAUGCAGACACCACCUAUGCUGACAUCUAUGCAGACAUCUUUGAAGACACCUUUGCAGACACCUUUGCAGACACCUAUGCAGACACCUAUGCAGACACCUAUGCAGACACCUUUGCAGACACCUUUGCAGACACCUUUGCAGACACCUUUGCAGACACCUUUGCAGACACCUUUGCAGACACCUUUGCAGACACCUUUGCAGACACCUUUGCAGACACAACCUAUGCAGACACCUAUGCAGACACCUUUGCAGACAAAACCUAUGCAGACACCUACGCAUCAGACCCGCUCAUGAGCAGACGGUGGUCAGAUGUCUUCCAAGGUGACUUCAUCCAUGGAUCACGUCUUAUGAGCUCAGAGACAGCUGCCCCGGUGUGGCCCAUGCACUGCUGCUCCGUCUGCAAUGUCAGGCCUCGCUGGUGUUUGGGACCGGGCUCAUAUAUCAUUAAACUGAAGGUCGGCUUCAAACGUCUGCGCUCUCUUCACCCGUGUCCCCUUUCAGUGCCCGGGCAUGUGGAAUGUGGGCGCUGGACCCUGAUCCGAGGGCUGGCGGAGAGCGGGAUCUUUGUUGGCUGGGAUUAA